AUGAUGAAAUAUGAUUUGGAAAGCUCAACAACGACUCCAGAUUUAAUGGGAAGAAGAAACAUUAAUUAAUAAAUCCUUCGUAAAUUAAGAAAUUUGGUUGAUCAUAUACCUUAUUCUGAUUAAGAAGUGCCAAUAAAUGAUUAAUAUAUAUUAGAACUAUUAGCAGUUUUAGUGAAGAUAUUCAAUAGUGGAUUAGAUAUGUUAGUAUAGAAUUUAGAAAUGCUUAGCAAAUUUAAAGUCCAUAAUUAUCUGAGGUUCACAGUGGAUUCUUCAAUCAUCUUUAUCCUGUAAUAGAGAAUAGAAAGUCAACAAAAUUCAUAUAGAAGUGCCUCAAAUUCAUCAAAGUAGACAGACUUAAAGCACCAAUCUGGAUUCUAUUAGAAUUGAAUUCAAAUACUCUUUUAGAAUUUAUAUUAUCUAAUGACACAAAGGAGAAAUAUUAGAAUAAUGCAUGUAUAAAAUCAGGAGACUUAGUUGAUAUAUUAGAUAGUUAUUAUUCCAAACAUAUUACUUUAAUUGGAGAUAAAAUUUAUGAUCUUCCAACACCUUUGUAUAGAGAAUAAACUUAAACAAAGACAUUCUUUCCUUAACCUCCAAAUAUAUCAAAUAAUAUGUAAGGAGAUCUCUUUGAAAGAUUUUAAUAAUUUGAAGAUAUUUAACCAAUUAAACAUGUAUUUUCUUUAGAUUGUGAUGAUUCAACAACUCAUGCACCUACUCAUAGAAAAUAAGAUAUGGAAACACCAGAUUUAAAUUUUGGAAGUCCAUUAAUGGAAUAAGAUUCUAUCAAAGGAGAUGAAUCAGAUUAAGAAUUACAUAAGGCUUUACCUUAAUAUAUAUCAUUUUAAUGCAAAAAAUCUACUAAAUUAUUAAGAGAAUUAAGAGAUAAAUAAGUUGAAGAAUAUUGGAAUUGCUAAUAAACACCUAUUAAUAAAUUUAAUGGCUAAUGUCAUGCUUGUUCAACUUAAAUUCAAAAAAGUCAAUACUUCUUUUUUAAAGGAACUGCUUAAUUUUGUCAUUAUAGUGGUUUAUAUUUUUGUAAUUAAUGUAUUAGUCCUCAGUUAAGUGUCAUUCCACAUUUAAUACUUAAUUAAUUUGAUUUUACAUAAUAAUAAGUAAGUAAAGAGGCUUAUGAUACUAUAAAAAAAAAUAUGGAAAAAAUCAUCUUUUAAAUCAAUUAUUUUGAUAAUGUUGUUUAUAAGAAUCAAAUUUUAUAUGAUUUUUUAAUUAAAAAACGAUCUCUAAGAUUAAUGUAUGAUUUGUUAUGUCAAGACUUUAAUUUUGAUUUCAAUUUCACAUAAAAUUACUCUCAUUUAAUAUUACCUAUCAAUCUUUUUAGUCUUAAAAAUUUCAUUGAAAUUAAUAAUAAAACUUUAUUUAAAAUCGUAAAUGAAGCUUAUGAUUAUGGCAUAGAUCAUAUAUCUAAAUGUCCAUAAUGUUAAAAAUUAAGUGUAAAAUGUGCUGAAUGUUUAAAAGGUAAUAUAUACAUCUUUGACAUUGUUGGAACUUAAUAUUGCAGAAAAUGCAAAAAGAUAUUCCAUAGAUCAUGUUUUUAUGAUAAAUGUACUAAAUGUGGACAAAACCAAUAUAUUAACAGAAACAAAUUACAACGUUGA
Messenger RNA from Paramecium sonneborni, 1613 nucleotides. The record is from the annotation of a GenBank genome assembly. NCBI's taxonomy places the organism in Eukaryota, Ciliophora, Oligohymenophorea, Peniculida, Parameciidae.